UGACUGAGUGCUCAUGGAGAGCUUGGCUCAGGGACCAGGCAUGCACACUUGGACUUGUUGCUGACAACUGUCAGCUUCUACCUCCUUCUCCUCACACCCCCCUUGGCCCAUCUAAAUGGAGUUCGUAAUCCUCCUUCCCACCCACCCUCUUCAUUCCCUGGGGUAAGAAUGUUGACUUCUGCUCUCUGUCACCUGUCAGAAUCCAUCUCCCUGACACUGGCUUAUAUGGACAAGCUAGUUCACUGUCACGUGACCCUGGACUGCUAAAAACAGCUCAGGCACCCACUGUGAACCAGGGCCUGAAACAAUGUCCUCCAUGGAGAGAAAUGUAAAGGACACUUGGUGAUCCAAUCCUUGGAAUUAUUUCCAGGAAAUUCUUGCAGAAACCAUUCAGAGCACCUUUUCCCUGGCAGAACUCAGGGACGGCCAGGAGAUGAGCGCAUCUCUGAGCUACAAGUCUUUUUCUAAAGAACAGCAGACCAUGGAUAACUUGGAGAAACAACUCAUCUGCCCCAUCUGUUUGGAGAUGUUCACAAAGCCUGUGGUCAUUCUACCCUGUCAGCAUAACCUGUGCAGGAAAUGUGCCAGUGAUAUUUUCCAGGCCUCCAACCCGUACUUGCCCACAAGAGGAGGCACCACUGUGGCAUCCGGGGGCCGCUUCCGCUGCCCAUCCUGUAGGCAUGAAGUAGUUCUGGACAGACAUGGAGUCUAUGGGCUUCAGAGGAACCUGCUGGUGGAAAAUAUCAUUGACAUUUACAAGCAAGAGUCUACCAGGCCAGAAAAGAAAUCCGACCAGCCCAUGUGUGAGGAGCACGAAGAUGAGCGCAUCAACAUCUACUGCCUCAACUGUGAAGUGCCCACCUGCUCCUUGUGCAAGGUGUUCGGUGCUCACAAGGAUUGUCAGGUGGCACCGCUCACGCAUGUGUUCCAGAGGCAGAAGUCUGAGCUCAGUGAUGGCAUCGCUCUCCUCGUAGGAAGCAACGAUAGAGUUCAGGGAGUGAUCAGCCAACUGGAGGACACCUGUAAAACCAUUGAGGAAUGCUGCAAAAAACAGAAGCAGGAGCUUUGUGAAAAGUUUGAUUACUUGUAUGGCAUCCUGGAGGAGAGGAAGAAUGAAAUGGCACAGGUCAUUACCCGGACUCAGGAGGAGAAACUGGAGCAUGUUCGUACACUAAUCAAAAAGUAUUCUGAUCACUUGGAGAAUGUCUCAAAGUUGGUUGAAUCAGGCAUCCAGUUCAUGGAUGAGCCAGAAAUGGCAGUGUUUUUGCAGAAUGCCAAAACUCUGUUGCAAAAAAUAUCUGAAGCAUCAAAGGCAUUUCAGAUGGAGGAAAUAGAUCAUGGCUAUGAGAACAUGAACCACUUCACAGUCAACCUCAAUAGAGAAGAAAAAGUAAUACGUGAAAUUGAUUUUUACAGAGAAGAUGAUGAUGGUGAAGAAGAGGAAGAAGAGGAAAGAGAAGAAGGAGAAGAAGGAGGGGAAGAAGUAAUAGAAGUGGAACAGAUAGAAAGUGUCCAAAUAGAGUCAUCCAGAGAAGAUGAAAGUCCAGAAAAAGGCUUGGAGUCCCUUCAGUUGGCCUCGGAGCUCGAGGUGGCCCCAGAGAAACUUCCAGCUUCUUCUCCAGAACUCUCUCCAACCCUGCUGCCCACUGCAGAUGCUCCAGUGAUGCAGGGGGAGGUUGUGCCCACUGGCUCUCAACAGACCGCAGAGUCUGAAACUUCACUCCCGGCAGCAGCAGCAGCAACAACUGCGGAUCCCUUGUUGUACCCUAGUUGGUAUAAAGGUCAAACCCGGAAAGCUGUCACCAAUCCACCUUACACGCAAGGGAGCGAAGGUCUGGGACAAAUGGGGGUCUCAAGUUCUGAGGAUUCAAAUGUGCAGAAGGCAGAAGUGGCAGAAGCUGCAGCCAAUGAGAGGGCAGCAGUGAGUGGUAAGGAAACUAGUUCACCUGCAGCUACUUCUCAGAUUGGAUUUGAGGCCCCUCCCCAGCAGAGCCGGGUUGCUGCUUCAGUGAGCACAAGUGGAGCUAGUGCUGAGCCAGCUCGCCACGUCUUCUCCUUUUCAUGGUUGAACUCCCUGAAUGAGUGAUGUGCAUUCCAGCUGCUGCCGCACUGUCUGCCUGGCUGCAAUGCACACAGGCAGCAGGUAACUUAGAUGGAGUUAACGUGAUGCAGAUGAUGAAUGGGACCGCCUCAUGGGAUUUCUGCAAAGGAAACAACAAAAACAAGCAAAAUCUUUUAAUCCCAGAUGACUUACCUAACACAUUGAGGGAAGAGAACACUUUGAAAAAAUAGCUACAGUAAAACACUGGGGAAAAGAAACUUGCUCUUACGCAAAUCUUUUACUGUGUGGGAAAGAUUAGAAGGGUGUGUAGGUGUGGUAGAUGUGUAAUGAGUGGCAAGUGUUGAAAAAGUAGGCACUACACUCUUGUCUUUAAUAGGCACUAGCUGUUUGUUAUGAUAUCAUAGUAGCUCUUAUUUCUUUUCCUUCUUAAUGAUGAGGGUGGUCAGUGAAACUCAGUGUCAAUUUAGUAGUGACUGAUCUAUCCAUUGUGGAUAAAAGGUAAUCAUUGACCAAAGCUAUGAAAUGUUUCACAAACUUGUCCUCAUUUCCAUAGUAGAUGUCCCUGGGCAUAUGUCCAGAAAUUCCUUUAGUUCUGGUGAUGCUUCACAAGGCUGGAACCCUAGGAUGCCCCUUGUGCCAUUUUUCUAAUUUUAGUUUUAGCUAUUUGUAUAUUUUUAUUCAUAUGUCAUACAGAUAUAU
Messenger RNA from Ochotona curzoniae (black-lipped pika), 2761 nucleotides. It is a transcript of the gene TRIM55, whose product is annotated as tripartite motif containing 55. Bases 434 to 2086 code for a protein of 550 amino acids. Gene Ontology annotation, molecular function: zinc ion binding. The transcript has 10 exons. The record is from RefSeq and is a predicted model, not a curated record. NCBI's taxonomy places the organism in Eukaryota, Metazoa, Chordata, Mammalia, Lagomorpha, Ochotonidae.